GCGGAGCAGGGGAGGCCCGGGGCCUAGCGGAGCGGGCUAGAGCGGCGGCCCCGGCGCCAUGGAGGGGAUGGACGUGGACCUGGACGCCGAGCUGAUGCAGAAGUUCAGCUGCCUGGGCACCACCGACAAGGACGUGCUGAUCGGCGAGUUCCAGCGGCUGCUGGGCUUCCAGCUGAGCCCGGCCGGCUGCGCCUUCUUCCUGGACAUGACCAACUGGAACCUACAAGCAGCCAUUGGAGCCUAUUAUGACUUUGAGAGUCCGAACAUCAAUGUGCCCUCCAUGUCCUUUGUUGAAGAUGUUACCAUAGGAGAAGGGGAGUCAAUCCCUCCUGAUACCCAGUUUACAAAAACAUGGAGGAUACAAAACACAGGGACAGAGGCGUGGCCCCCAGGGGUUUGUCUUAAGUACGUCGGGGGAGACCAGUUUGGCCAUGUAAACAUGGUGAUGGUCAGGUCGCUAGAGCCCCAGGAGAUUGCAGAUGUCAGCGUUCAGAUGUGCAGCCCCAGCACAGCGGGAAUGUAUCAGGGACAGUGGCGCAUGUGCACUGCUACAGGACUCUAUUAUGGAGAUGUCAUCUGGGUGAUCCUCAGCGUGGAGGCUGGAGGACUUUUAGGAGUAACGCAGCAGCUGUCAUCCUUCGAAACGGAAUUCAACACACAACCACAUCGCAAGGUAGAAGGAAACUUUAACCCCUUCGCCUCUCCGCAGAAGAACAGGCAACCAGAUGAAAACAACCUAAAAGACCCUGGGGGUUCUGAGCUAGGCACAAUCAGCAAAAACACGUGGGGGCCUGCUCCUGACCAAAUUGAACAAGAUCAGAACGGACUGUCACAAAACUCUGUAAAUCUCUCCCCCAGCAGUCACUCGAACAACUUGUCGGUAGUGACGUACAGUAAGGGUUUCCACGGUCCUUAUCCCUUUGGACAGUCUUAAAAACAAACAAAAAAACGGGUACCGUCAAGAGGAGAAUUUAACAAAGAACUGACUCAUGGGGGACAGAGGGGGGUUCUUAUGGCUUAUAGAAGACACGGCAUGGAUCCCCUUCUCUGCCUCCACAACCUGGAUAAAGAAGAAAACAAACAAAAACCAAUAACUUAAGACUAGUGGUUUCCAGAGGAAAACAAAACUAAAGUAUGCAUGUGUGAAUGCUGAAUUUUAGGAGUGCUGUUCAAUGCUACGAGAAAGAGGAAAUACACCAACACCAUGGGUUUUUUUAGAAGUCAUUAUCACAAUUAAUUAGGUAGCUGAAAAAGUUUAAAAAAAUUAAAAUGAAAGCCAUCUUUUUAAAAGAAAAAAAAAGUAAUUAUUUUGCCUACAGAGCGGUUGUAGUUUGAGCAAAUGUUUAAUUUUUUUGUUUGUUUCCUGUUCAUAAUUUUUUUUAAUAAGGGACAGAGUGCAUUUUUAUGGAACUGUCGUGUUUGCUUGCUACAGAACGGGAGCUCGCUUAGCAUCUUCUGGGGUUCAUGCAGUGACUUCUCUUUGUAUGUUGGAUGUUUUCAAUGUGCGAUUGGGCCAGCACCCAGCUCUGUGAAUUUCAGUGGUAUCAGCCGUUUUUAGUUAUCAACCUUUUAAUCUUCAGUUUUUGUCUGUUUCCCUUUUGACCUUAGUGUUAUUGGAAACCUCAGUGAAGACCAAACUGUUGCAUUAGAAUGGGAGGACUCCAGCAUUGCGUUAACCUGGGAGGUUUAUUUUUCUCUUGGAACUUGAAAUAUACAUACACGUAUUUCAGUAAGAAACAGACUUACUAGAGUUCCAAAGCUGGUCCUAAAUGAUUGGUAUUUUAAAAUGCUGUUUUGUUUGUCAAAUAUUGAUGUCCAGUAGCUGUGCCUAGGACAGCCAGGCAAGUGUAUCUGUCUUGUGCCAAGAGGAAAUUAACUUUCUGUAGCUGUAGUUCACCAAACAGUAAUUAUAAAGUUUUACAAAAGUCAUGUCCCUUUAGGUUUAAACCUCACAUCCCUACUCUUUUUAUAUAAGUAUAAUUUUAAUUCCUCUCUCCUGUGAUUAAAGUACUAGCUUAGGAGGCAGAGGCCAAUUGUUUUUGAAGUAGAGCAAGAAGUUGAAUCAUCAGCUGGAUUCCACAGUAGCGCCUUGUAUUCUUUCGCCUUUUUACUGGCCUGUAGCUUCUUUGAGGCUCCAGCUUUCUAGAUGGGUCUCAUCAAGCCUCCUGCUCAGAAGAGGAAGAGCUUUUC
Molecule: messenger RNA, 2190 nt
Organism: Terrapene triunguis (Three-toed box turtle)
Lineage: Eukaryota; Metazoa; Chordata; Testudines; Emydidae
Gene: ILRUN
Product: inflammation and lipid regulator with UBA-like and NBR1-like domains
Exons: 5
Coding region: 59-934 (291 amino acids)
Biological process (GO): macroautophagy
Cellular component (GO): phagophore assembly site
Molecular function (GO): ubiquitin binding
Source: RefSeq, a predicted model, not a curated record